AUGUUGCUGUUUUUGGCCCACCACUUUGGGGGGACUGUCGAGGCUGAAGACACAAUGCCGGGAGGAGUAAAACUCCUGCCUGUCGACAUCGUCGCUGUCGUGCAUCUCAAAGUCGCUGUCGUCCAGCAAGUCCAAUGUGUUGCCGAGAGGGGCGCGGAAAGCGUCAUCAUCGGGGGGCUGCAAAGGGGGGGAGGACCAAGCUGGAAAGGGGAAGGAGGACCGAGCUCCAAAGGGGGAGGAGGACCAAGCUGGAAAGGGGGAGGAGGACCAAGCUCCAAAGGGGGGGAGGAGCGAGCUGCGAAGUGGGGGGAGGACCAAGCUGUGAAGGGGGGGGAGGACCAAGCUGCAGAGGGGGGGGAGGACCAAGCUGCGAAGGGGGGGGAGGACCAAGCUGUGAAGGGGGGGGGAGGACCAAGCUGCGGAGGGGGGGGAGGACCAAGCUGCGAAGGGGGGGGAGGACCAAGCUGUGAAGGGGGAGGAGGAGCGGGCUGCGAAGGGGGGGGAGGGAUCUGA
This is a messenger RNA of Suillus clintonianus, 513 nucleotides long. RefSeq lists its product as uncharacterized. The coding region runs from base 1 to 513 and encodes 170 amino acids. The transcript has a single exon. Lineage: Eukaryota; Fungi; Basidiomycota; Agaricomycetes; Boletales; Suillaceae. The record is from RefSeq and is a predicted model, not a curated record.